AUGAAUCUUAAUAAUGUCGACAUUACCUUACCUAAUUACGAUUCUUCAGAAGAAUCCUCCUAUGAAAAUGAAAAGCAUAUUGAUAAUUCCAAAGGAAAACGAUUAAAAACCGAAAGCUUGAAUCAGUUCAUAAAUACCUCGAUGAGCUCAAUGAUGAACUCGAAGCUUCCAA
Molecule: messenger RNA, 172 nt
Organism: Racocetra persica
Lineage: Eukaryota; Fungi; Glomeromycota; Glomeromycetes; Diversisporales; Gigasporaceae
Source: the annotation of a GenBank genome assembly